Messenger RNA from Sorex araneus (European shrew), 936 nucleotides. RefSeq names its product olfactory receptor 6C2-like. The transcript has a single exon. Gene Ontology annotation, molecular function: olfactory receptor activity; G protein-coupled receptor activity. The record is from RefSeq and is a predicted model, not a curated record. The coding region runs from base 1 to 936 and encodes 311 amino acids. Gene Ontology annotation, cellular component: membrane. Gene Ontology annotation, biological process: G protein-coupled receptor signaling pathway. Lineage: Eukaryota; Metazoa; Chordata; Mammalia; Eulipotyphla; Soricidae.
AUGAGAAAUCACACAACAAUAAUCACUUUCAUUCUUCUGGGAUUGACAGAUGACCCACAACUGCAGAUUCUGCUUUUCAUAUUUCUACUUAUCGCCUACAUGCUGGGCAUUACUGGAAACCUCAUGAUCCUCCUCCUCACAAUAGUGGAUGCCCGCCUAAAAACUGCUAUGUACUAUUUUCUGCAAAAUUUUUCUAUCUUGGAGAUUUUAUUCACUUCUGUUGCUAUUCCUAGAUAUUUAUACAGUGUAACAACAGGUGAUAGAACAAUUACCUAUUAUGCUUGUGCGUUUCAAUUAUUUUUUGUAUAUCUAUUUGGUGUAACAGAAUUUUUCCUCCUGGCCACUAUGUCCUAUGAUCGAUAUGUCGCCAUCUGUAAACCUCUUCAUUACAUGACUAUUAUGAAUCAGCAGGUCUGCAGAAGACUUGUCUCCUGCUGCUGGGUGAUUACACUGUUGGUCUUAAUUCCAUUUGUUAGUGUGGUAAUGGGACUCGAAUUCUGUGAUAAUAAUGCCCUUGACCACUUUUCUUGUGAUGUUAAUGCUCUUAUAAUGAUCUCAUGCUCAGAUACACAGUUUAUAGAGAACUUGGUUAUUAUCUGUGCUGUAUUUAUACUCAUUGCCACUCUCCUGUUUGUGGCUUGGUCCUACACUUGUAUCAUUCGAACUAUUCUUCGAUUCCCUUCCGCACAGCAGAGGAAAAAGGCAUUUUCCACCUGUUCCUCUCAUAUGACUGUGGUUUCCAUAACUUAUGGCAGCCUUAUUUUUAUCUAUGUGAAACCUACAACAAAAGAUGCAAUGAAAAUUAACAAGGGGAUCACUUUGUUCGCUACUUCUGUAUCCCCUAUGAUAAACCCAUUUAUUUAUACCCUGAGGAACAAACAAGUAAUUCAAGCCUUGAAAGAUUUAGUCAAAAAACUUCUACUCUCAAGGAAUUAG